Oldenlandia corymbosa var. corymbosa is the source of this 1860-nucleotide messenger RNA. NCBI's taxonomy places the organism in Eukaryota, Viridiplantae, Streptophyta, Magnoliopsida, Gentianales, Rubiaceae. The record is from the annotation of a GenBank genome assembly.
AUGUUGAUCCUUCAGUCUCAUGCUGCACUCGUUCAUCUGAUGCGACUGCUGGAAGGUGAACUGAUAAAGUUUUCAUGUCGAGUUCUCCGAGAAGCGGAGGAAAGAGCCAGAGAUGACGAAGUAGUUAAUCAUGAUCUGUGGGAGUUGGCCAAUGAUCUGCUUGCCGCCAAUGAGGAGUUCAGAAAGAUUUUUUUGGCUUCUUUCAUCGAUUGGCGAAAGAAGCUGAAUUUUCCUAUUUCAGGGCCGGCAGUUUUGCUUCCAAAGCUCAGGGUUCUUAACCAUGAUACGUUGAAUCGAAUCAAAGUUGCUGCCGAAGAUGCUGGAGAAUCUAUUGAAGGCUACUUGGCUUUCUUGCGGCGGAGUCAAUGUUCGGAAAAGAAGGAUUUUGUGGAAUACAGGGGAAUUCAUGAUUUGCUGAGUCGAAUUACUGGAUUUUUGGAUAAUGCUUUAAAGGAGGCAUCCAUUCUGGAAGAGAUCCAAGUUGAAAAAACUGCCAGCGUUUUAGAAUUACAUGAUGACGAUUCGCAAACCAAGAGUUCGCGGCGCUCUCAGAUUCAACGUCCAUGGCGUGGUUGCCUUGAUGAUAGGACCGAUUUGGACUGGGAGAAAACGUUUCCGUUUGAGUUGUUUUCAGCAGUUGAAAUGGAUGAACAUGACUUCAUGAGCGGUUUGAUUGAUGAAGUCAUCGAACGAUCUUCUGAACUAAAAGUAUUGAAAGUAUGGGAGAUUAGUAGCAGCAUUGGUAAACCUACCUCGCAGAAACAGUUUUUCGCCGUCCAAUCGUUGCACGUCACUUUGAUUGGUGCAAGGGUCGAUCACAUUUCAGGGCAGAGCAGAGAGGAUACGGGCGAAUUUUUGAGCCGAAGUCUCAAGGGAAAGAAGUAUCUCAUUGUUCUUGAAGGUUUGCGGAACUUUGAAGUUUGGGAGACCAUCCAGGAAUAUUUUCCAGAUGAUGGAGUGGGUAGCAGAAUUUUGUUAAGGGUACUAGGGGGACUGGGAAGCUCGUCUAUAGUUUCACAAUUAAAAGAGUCUUACAGGCUCUAUAAACCAGAAUUAGUAUUCUGGUGUGAAACAAAGCGUAAAGGUGGUUUUGUGAAGCUAGUGGGUAAGAAAUUAGGUUUUGAUACUAGAUGGUGUAUGGUUGAUCUUGUGGGACUGAGUGGGGGGAUGGCCUUAGGAUGGGGUGAGGAAGUGAUAGUGUUAGGAUUGGAGACGACUGAAUUCUCAAUUGAAGUUGAGUUUGAAACAAAAGAAACAAAAAGAAAAUGGAAGCCUGAACUUCUGCAGCAACUUUUAAUUCCAUCAGAAGUGGAUUUGGUACUACAAAUGCCUGUUAGUAAGUUUGGUUGUGAUGAUAGUCUGAAAUUAUCUCCAGUGAAGUGGGAUGGGAUAACAAUCAGAACAGAUAGGUUUACAGAAUGGUGGGGCGCUUUGAUGAAAAUUAAGAAGGGAACUGAAAUAAAGGACAUAAUAGAAUUUACUGUCUAUCUGCUGUGGUACAUCUGGAAAGCUAGGAUUGCUUGGCAGUAUGAAGGGAAGAGUACUGAGGCUGUGGAAGUAGUUCAGAGAGCAAUGAAGGAAUGGGGGGAGUUCAAACAUGUGCAAGUAGAGAAGAAAGGGAGACAAAAUGUAGAAACAAACGCAAAUAAUGAACCAGGGUGGGAAGCUCCAGGAAGGGGGAAGGUUAGAGUGAAUGUCAGCUCACACUUGGAUGAAGGGAAGAAGGUUGUAGGGUUAGGGAUUUGUAUCAGGGAUGAUGAAGGCAAACUGAAAUGUGCAAAAUCAGUACUGCAUGAAUGUGUUCAAAAUAGUAUGGCUGCGGAGCUGGAAGCGGUGAGAAGUGUCAGAAGUUCAACUUAG